AUGAUCGUCUUGAGGUACAUCGUGUCCGCUGAUCCGCCGCCGCCGGGCCCGGGCGACCCGGCUCCGUUCAGUCCGGAACGGUUCGAGUCCAUCGAGCUGCGGCCCGACGUGACGCUGGCGCCCAACUUGCUCUGCACCGUCUUGAGCUCCUUGUUGACCUUGUCGAACCGCUGCUUCGACUCCUCCAGCAGCCGCCGCAGGUCCGACUUCUGCUUCUCCGCGUCUCGCACCUGCUGCUCCGACGCGUCGAGCGUCGACCGCAGGUCCGACACCGCCGACCGCAUCUCCUCGACCUCGGCCUCGGCCUUCUCCUCGACCGCCUCGAGCUCCUCGCGCCGCUUGCGCCACUCCCGCUCCUUGCGCUCCAGCUCGUCCUUCUCGCUCGACAGCGUCUUGAUGUCGCGCUCCAGGUCGCGGAUCUUCUGCUUCAGCUCCUCCGUCUCGCGCGUCUUGCGCCGGGCGAGCGUGCUGGAUUCGUCUUCGAUGCGGUCCCGCUCCUCAAUGGCCGCCUCCAUGCGUGCGCGCAUCUCGCGCACCUUGCUGUCGGCGCGCUCGUCCACGUCGGCGAGCAGGCCGCGCAUCCUCUCCGCCUCCCGUGACCGCUCCGACAGAACGGGCCUCCUUGAGCUGGAUGGUCAGCUCGCCCGUCUGGUCGCGCAUGCUGCCGAGCAGACCCUGCGCGUUGGCGUACUGCUGCGUCUUGAGGUCCGCCUCCUGCUGCAGAGACUUCUUCUCCUUCUCGAGCUUCUCCACCUGCUCCUCAAGCUCCUUGACUCUGGGCCGCAGCUUGUUGGCCUCCUCUUGCACCUUCUGCAGCUCCCGAGCCGUCUUCUCCUCCUUGGCGCUGAUCUCCACCUUUUCGGCCUCGGAGCGACGCAAAUCACGAGCGGAAACCCGUUGCGCGUCUUCCAGACGGAGACGGUUGUUCGUCUCGUUCGCCAGCUUCUCGCGGAGCGACUUGAUCUCCGUCUCGCGAUCCGUGGCCAGCCGCUGGACCCGGGCGACGUCAGCCUUGAGGUCCUUCUCCUUCUUCUCCAGGUUGCGGAGUUCCGUGUUCUUCGCGGCCAGCUCCUCCUUGGUCGUCUUGAGAGCGACAGAGUCCUGACGCAGACUCUUCAUCUCGGGCUGGGCCUUCUGGAGCACCUCGCGCAAUUCCGUGAGGUCCUUGAAUCUGGUCUGGGCCAGCUGCUGAGCAGCACCCAGAUCCGACUGCAGGGUCGACGACUUGCUCUUGAGGUCUUCGUACUCGCGCUGCAGGUUGUCGAAUUCGCUCUGCAGCUUCUCGCUCGCCUUGGCGUCGUUUGCCGAGGACCCGAGCUCCUUCUCGAGCUCCUCGAUGCGCGUCUGCAGGGCCUUCUUCUCGGCCUCAAGGUUCUUGAUCUUCUCCUUGGCCACCACGUGCUCCUGGCCAAUCUCGGUGACUUCGUCGCGCAGCGUCUCAAUCUCCUCGCGGAGAUCUUCCUCGGUCUUGCGUUGCUUCGUCAGCCUCUCAAUCUGAGAGUCUUUUGUUGUGACUUCCUCCUUCAGGCGCGUAAUCUCCGCUUCCAAGGCCUCCGUAUCGGACUCCUUGGCUUCGUCGGCCGCUGGGGGAGUGUCGGUACCGGCGGUCGUCGCGGGUGUAGCAGCAGCUGCAGCGGCACCGGCCUUCUUCUUCUUCUUGUUCUUCUUGGCGUUCUUGCCUGCGCCGGCUGCGGGGGUGUCCGUAGGCCCUGGGGUCGUAGGGGUGGCUGGCGGGGCCUCGCUGGCCUUCUUGGCAGUGACAGCCUCCUUGGCGCGUGCCUCCUCCCUGUCUGCACGAGCAUUAGAUUCGUUGAGCUUCGACUGCACGGUUUUAGCCUCCUUCUUGGCGGAUUCGAGUUCACCCUUGAGCUUAGCUUCCACUUCCUUGAGCUGUUUCUGCGAGGUCUCCAGACGCUCCGUGAGCGACUUGAUUUCAUUGUUCCUCGCUUCAAGCUGCGUCUCAAGGGAAGUCUUCACAGCAGCCACAUCACGGAGUUCGCCGGCCUCCUUUGUCGCCUUCUCAAACUUUUCAGUGAGGUCGGCGCUGGAGUCCUUGGCAGAGGCGAGAUCGGCCUUGAGCGAGUUGACCUCGGUCUUGAGCUUCUCAAUCUCCUCCUCCUUGGCAGCCAUGUCGGCCUCGUACUUGGGAGCCUCCUCAUCGUAGGAGAAGAAGUCGCCUCCAGACUCCUCAGGCUUCUCGCCCGCAGGCUCCUGCGCCUUUUGCUUGGGCGAGAAGAUGCCGAGGGCCUGCUGCAGAGGCGACUUGGCAGCGGACGGGUCGGGCGACUUGACCGAGCCGUCGUCCUUGGUGCUGGUCGCGGCAUCGACCUGCUCCUUGGGCUCUUCCGUCUUCUCGCCAGCAGCCGGGGCGGCGGACUGCGCCGCCCUGAGCUCCUCGACCUCCUUCUUGAACUUCUCCACGUCCUUCUCGGCCGCUUCAAACUUCUUCUUGAAAUCGUCCUUUUCGAGCGAGACCCGCUUGUAUUCGUCCAUGAUCAUCUGCUCCUUCUGCUUCAGCGAGUUGAGGUAUUCCACCAACGCCUCGGGCUCGCGGAUCGACCCGACGCUCGUGUGUUCCUUGAGCACCCGUUCGAAGGGCUCAAUCGACGUGGCACGGCCGUGGGCGAUUCGAUAGGAUCGGAGGAGCUCUGCAAUCCGUUAGCACCGCGACUUCUGACAGGAAUCAAUCGCAGACGAGAUACGCACCAGGGUACGUCUUCUCCAGCUUCUCCAACUUGCGAAGCUUCAUGCGGACCUCGGGAGAGGGCUCUGCCGCGGCAGCUGCGGGGCACCCGCAGCGCCCUCGGCCUCCUUGUCCUUCUCAUUCUCCCCGUUCUGGCCCUCCUCGGCCUUCUCCUUCACCUUCUCGUCACCCUUGUCCAUGGCGUCGGCUGCCGGCUUGGGCGUUCCCGCGCGGCUGGGCUCCUCGCCGUCGUCGAGCGCAAAGGCCGCUUCAAAAACGGCCGGGUCGGGGUUCGAGGGGCUGCCGCCGUUGUCGUCCUUGGAUACGUCAGCUGCCGCGCCUGCCUUCUUGGGGCGAGGUCGUCUCGCGGGCGACUGAUUGUUGUUCCGCGAGGUGGAAUCGGAUCUGCGCGGCGUGCCGCCUGCCGGUUCUAUCCUUUGUCGUGCCUGCUCCUGUCGAGCCUGUUCCUCCGCAAUUGUCCGAUCGAUGGCGCCCUUGAGCCUCUGUUGGAAACCCAUCAUAGGUCGUUAGCCACGACGGAGAUGCAGGACGAUGAGAAGCGAUGUGUGUGA
Molecule: messenger RNA, 3255 nt
Organism: Colletotrichum spaethianum
Lineage: Eukaryota; Fungi; Ascomycota; Sordariomycetes; Glomerellales; Glomerellaceae
Exons: 3
Coding region: 1-3255 (1084 amino acids)
Source: RefSeq, a predicted model, not a curated record